This is a messenger RNA of Acaulospora morrowiae, 519 nucleotides long. Lineage: Eukaryota; Fungi; Glomeromycota; Glomeromycetes; Diversisporales; Acaulosporaceae. The record is from the annotation of a GenBank genome assembly.
AUGAAAUCUGCCAUAUUCUUAUUUGCUUUAUAUGCCUUCUUUGCUGCUACCCUUUAUGCCACCCCAGUCGAAAUACUCUCUUCUUCAAAGAAAGAGUCGGAUGGUUGGUAUUAUGCUGGAGCCAGUCUUGACAAUACGACUGACAAUAGUAUAAUCAAAAGGGCUUCUAGUGUUAAUGCACAAUCUACCUUCUACACGGGUGAAGAUCUAAAGGGUUCGGCUUGUUAUGGUAGAAACGGUCUUCCCCAAUACAACGCUAAAGACUCUGAUUUUAUUGCUGCCAUGAGAAUGAAAAAUUUUGAACAUUGUUUUCGAUGCCUUCGAGUCGAACGUGGAAGUCGGCACGUUAUCGUAAAAGUUAUCGAUAAAUGUGGCGGCUGUCCAAACUCUGAAAAUGUUGAUUUAACCAAAUCUGCCUUCAAAAAACUUGGUAGCCUUGAUGAAGGACGUAUCAACAUAAGAUGGCGACCUAUUAAUUGCCCUAAAAAAGGAGAAUGGCCAGUUUUUGAAGAAAGAUAA